ACUUGCCUUAAACUAAUGAGUAAGGAAAACAAAGCGGUCGGUGAGAACCGGUCGCAGCGCUAACGUAAAACAUAAAAGUUGCGCAAGAAUUUAUGGAGGGGUUAUAGGCUGGCCGAUGUGUUGACGCUGCUUACUUUUGCAGAACUCACCUCGUGCGGGCCUCCCUACACCCAUCCCCUAAUCUUUUAGUUCCCAAAUCUUGACUCGAUUUGUGAUUUGUGAUGACGAUGCUUAAUAUUGUCGACAAGUUAAAAUUUUUUUUUUGGGAAAAUAUAAAGCCAAUUAAAGCGAAAAGGUUAAUUUUGAUUAAGCAUAUAGUGGAUUCUUCUAGAGUUUUCUCGGGUCUUGGAUCUGUUCCCCGAGUAUUUGCAAUUUGGAAUUGGUACUGUAAUUUAUUGGAAAAUCCGCCUCACUAUUUUUUUUGUGUUUUGCUUCUGACCCUCGACGAUUUUGCUGUGAUUUCUCAUAAAAAAAAAAUUGCAGGAUUCAGAGAUUAGUAAACAUUGUAAGGUUUAUGGUUUUUGUAGGAUCCAUUUGGAUUGUUGUUGCCACUGUGAUCUUGUUGAUUUUGGGAUGAGUACAGCAGAGAAGAUGGAGAUUUUGUUCAUCUGAUGACAGAAAGAGAAGACAUGCCAAUUGUUCAAAUCUCUGAUGAUUCAAGUCAUGCCAAGUGAUUGGCCUUUGUUCAAAUUUCAUUGAGUGUUGAAGUACUGGAUCGAAUCAUUGGAUGUUUAUGUGAUAAAGGUUAUAUUCGAACCCUCAAGGAGAAUCUCAGGGAUCUGGAGAGGGAAAUGGAAGAUCUCAGAGCAAAAAAAGAUGAGGUGCAGAACAAGGUAGUGAGAGAGGAGACACGCCAUAAACAAAAGCGUAAAGCUGUCCAGGUAUGGCUUACCCGUGUGGAUAACAUCGACACAGAAUUUAAUAAUGUGUUUAGUGAUAGUCCCGUUCAGCUUCAAAAGUUGUGUUUCUGUGGUUUAUGUUCAAAAAAUGUAUUUUCGAGCUACAAUUAUGGGAAAAGCGUAUUCUUGUUGCUGGAAGACAUUAAGGAACUUAAAUUAGCGGGUAAUUUUGAAGAGGUUGUUGAGCCUACUCCGAGAGCUGUAGUAGAGGAGAUGCCUACUCAGCCUACGAUUGGUCAAGAUAGAAUGCUGGAGAAGGCAUGGAAACGCCUUAUGGAAGACCAAGUCGGAAUCAUGGGUCUGCACGGUAUGGGUGGUGUAGGCAAAACUACCCUUUUCAAGAAAAUCUACAAUAAGUUUGCUGAAAUAGCUGGUAGGUUUGACGUAGUGAUUUGGCUCGUAGUGUCUCAAGGCGCAACGAUUUCAAAGCUUCAAGAAGGCAUUGCAACAAACCUACAACUUUGUAACGACGAGUGGAAGAAAAAAGAUGAAAGUGAUAAGGCCGCUGAUAUAUACGACGAUUUAAAGAGGAAGAGAUUUGUUUUGAUGCUGGAUGACAUAUGGGAGGAGGUGGAUUUAGAUGCCAUUGGUGUUCCCAGAGAAAGUGGAUGCAAAGUAGCAUUCACCACUCGUUCUCAGGAAGUAUGUGGGCGGAUGGGGGAUCAUGACGCAAUGGAAAUCAAAUGUUUGGAACGAGAUGAAGCAUGGGAAUUGUUUAAAAGCAAAGUCGGAGACAAUACAUUAAGAAGAGAUCCAGGCAUUGUCAAGCUAGCAAGAAGGGUUGCUGAUAAGUGUCGUGGUCUGCCACUAGCGCUUAAAGUCAUUGGUAAGGCAAUGUCAUCUAAAACAAUGGUACGAGAAUGGGAGCAUGCCGUCGAUGUUCUAACUAGAUCUGCUGCAGAGUUUUAUGACAUAAAAAAUGAAAUUCUUCCCGUUCUGAAGUUCAGCUAUGAUAGCUUGGGGGAUGAACAAAUCCAGUCUUGUUUCUUGUAUUGUGCUCUGUUUCCAGAAGAUGAAACGGUACCUGUUGAGGAUUUGAUACACUUAUGGAUAUGCGAGGGAUUCCUGGGGGCAUACCAAGUUAUAAAAGAAGUGUAUAAUAAGGGCUAUGCUAUGCUUCGUACCCUUAUACGUGCAAAUUUGCUGACAGAGAUGGGCACAGAAUUUGUUGGGAUGCAUGACGUGGUUCGGGAAAUGGCUCUGUGGAUUGCAUCCGAUUUUGGGAAACAAAAAGAGAAUUUUGUUGUGCAAGCAAACGUCGGAUUAGUUGAAAUACCACAAGUCAAGGAUUGGGGAGCUGUGAGAAGGAUGUCAUUAAUGAAGAAUAAGAUUGUAGAGAUACCAUGCAGCAGUUCCAAGUGUUGUGAACUUACAACUCUCUUCCUCCAAAAAAAUCAAUUGGAGAAUCUCUCGGGUGAAUUCCUUCAGUCUAUGAAAAAGCUAGUUGUUUUGGAUUUGUCGAAGAAUUACAACUUGAGUAAACUUCCAGAGCAGAUAUCAGAGCUGGUCUCCUUGCAGUAUCUUGACUUGUCGGUGACAAGUAUAGAGCAACUGCCAGUUGGUCUCCAAGAGUUGAAAAAGCUAACUCACCUGAUUUUAUAUUCUACAGAGAGACUUAGUAGUAUCAGUGGGAUAUCAAGGUUGGUGAGUUUAAGAGUGUUGAGUCUGUUUAGAUCUAAUGUUCAUGGAGAUGUUAGUGUAUUAAAGGAGCUGCAGCUCUUGGAGGAACUACAAGUUCUAAUGAUAACGGUAUCGGCUGAGUUAAGUUUGGAGCAUAUAUUAGGGAAUCAAAGGUUGGCAAACUGCAUAACUUAUCUGGAGAUUAUCGAUUUUGAUCAAGAAAAGCCACUCGAUUUAUCAUCCUUGGAUAGUAUUGAGAAUCUUUGUAGGCUAUGGGUGACAAGUAGCCAUGUCUCGGAUAUUAAUAAUCCGACAAUUCAAUCAUGCUUUACCAACAUCUCAACAGUGUCAAUAAGUGAGUGCCAUAGCAUGAAGGAUCUCUCUUGGAUAUUGUUCGCACCAAAUCUUGUCUACCUACAUAUUAAAGAUUCAAGAGAAGUGGAAGAAAUAAUAAAGAAAGAGAAAGCAACCGAUCUUACAGGUAUUACUAUUACCCCAUUUCUGAAACUAGAAUUCUUAUGGUUGGAGAAUUUGCCGAAGCUGGAGAGUAUCUACUGGAGUCCUCUCCCCUUUCCAUUUUUGAUGCGCAUAUAUGUAUCGAAGUGUCCAAAGCUGAGAAAGCUUCCCUUAAAUGCUACAAGUAUCCCACGACUUGAUGAAUUUGCAAUAUUUACCGUGGAAACUGACCUUGAGUGGGAGGACGAAGAUACCAAAAAUCGAUUCUUGCCUUCAAUAAAUCGGCCAAAUCGGUUCACUGUCUAAAGAUCCAUUACUCAGGAUUGGGAUUCUUCAAGUUGGAAAUCAGAAUCAUCGCUUCGUCUUACUAUUGCUUUCUCUUUCUUCUUCCUCUAGUAUGUGUGUGUUUGUGUUGUUCAUUUGGAUUUAAUGUUAUUCAUUGUCUUUUUGUGUUUCUUAUUGGAUUUAACGUUUGGGUUUUGCUUUAUUUAGAUCAAAAUGCCAAGCUUCUAUCUUUUGCAUUUCUA
Messenger RNA from Camelina sativa (false flax), 3502 nucleotides. RefSeq names its product putative disease resistance protein At1g61310. NCBI's taxonomy places the organism in Eukaryota, Viridiplantae, Streptophyta, Magnoliopsida, Brassicales, Brassicaceae. The record is from RefSeq and is a predicted model, not a curated record. Gene Ontology annotation, molecular function: ADP binding.